AUGGUCGGGCAGGGGCAGCAGGGCGAAGAGGAAAAGCGGCGCAAGGUGGAAGAGGACGAAGACGUCAAGAUGGUCGUUGAAGAAGCCGUCGAUAACGGGGCUAUACUCUCUCCCCCCGAGAGCGAAAAAGCGUCUGUUUCGGCGGCGGUGCAGGGUGGGCGGAUGUCUGCUUCUGUGCCCGACUUGUCCAAAGCCCAUGCCCAUGCCCACGCCCACGCCCACGCCCACGCGCAAAACCCUACGCCGGCCGCGGUAUUCGGCAUGGUCGUCAAAACGUCCGAAUCGCACCCCAUCAUCGUUUCCCCAUUCUUCCCCUCUGAAUUGCUCGAGAUCUUGUCGAGGAAUGUGGUAGGGCAGGUGGAAGAAGGGAAGAGGAUGAUGCUGGGUUCGAGACUCGAUGUGCCGAGUCUGCUUCUCGGCUUUGCGCCGCCCUCGUCAUCGGCGCCUAUCCUUUCUCCCCUCCAAUCCAGCUUUAGAGACCUCCACCCCUCCCCUCCCUCCCCUUCCCCCUCCGUCUGCUCAACCCCAACCCAAACCAAAACCCCCGGCAAGCUCCUCCUCUCUUCCUGCCCCGGCAAACUUUUCCGCAUGGACGCCCCUUCCAUAGACCGCGGCCCUGUCUGCCGUGAUCUCGCGACAGAUCCGAGGAGGAUCAAAGGAGAAGGGGUGGGGGCGUUGGUUUGUUUGGAUGAUGAAGAGCUGGCUUUGUUGGGGGUGCCGUGGGAGACGUAUAGGAAUGUGGCGGUGGGGACGGGGUUGGAUAUUAUUCGGUUGCAGAUGUCGGAUGGGUUUACGAUUGCUUCGAUCAAAUUGGGGGCCAAACCUUCUACUCCAGCAUCAGCAAUAAACACUCGCCCUUCAUAUUUUACCGCUACAUACCCAACAAUCGCCUGGAGCCGCUUUAUUCCUUGGAAUUCAGAUCGCCGAUGCCUUGGGAAUCACGAAUUACCCAUUCCGCGACUGCACCUAAAGUAUGUGAAGCCUGGGCGACCGCCACGAACGGCUCGAUCCUCAUGAGAUGGAUCAAAGCCCACUGUACAUAUGCCGCCUCUGACCCUUACGGCUAUCUCUAUAAGGAC
Molecule: messenger RNA, 1079 nt
Organism: Cryptococcus amylolentus CBS 6039
Lineage: Eukaryota; Fungi; Basidiomycota; Tremellomycetes; Tremellales; Cryptococcaceae
Exons: 3
Coding region: 1-1017 (338 amino acids)
Source: RefSeq, a predicted model, not a curated record